Messenger RNA from Anneissia japonica, 3136 nucleotides. RefSeq names its product tripartite motif-containing protein 2-like. Bases 300 to 2492 code for a protein of 730 amino acids. Lineage: Eukaryota; Metazoa; Echinodermata; Crinoidea; Comatulida; Comatulidae. Gene Ontology annotation, biological process: positive regulation of DNA-templated transcription. Gene Ontology annotation, molecular function: ubiquitin-protein transferase activity; zinc ion binding. The transcript has 2 exons. Gene Ontology annotation, cellular component: nucleoplasm; chromatin. The record is from RefSeq and is a predicted model, not a curated record.
CCAAGAGCUAUAUUAUGAACGACGACCUGAUUAAAACCCAGUAAAUAUUUGUUUUAUAUACCACUACAAAUAUUGAAGGCAUCAUAGAGGGCAUUGUUAGAAUACUUGCCCGGCUUUUAACCAAUCAAAUGCCUGCAAUCUAUGUAGGCAGUAUAUAUAAUAACUAAUAUACCCAUUCUAAUGAUUGCUUCCAUGGCAGUUCCUGGUAUAAUACAGUAUACAAAUAUUUACUGGGUUGAGAGGGCAUAGCUCAAGAUAACGCCUGAGGGCAUCUGAGGGUCCCGAGGAGAAGUCAAGAUAUGCUUCAGGCUUACAUCAAGAUGGCUACAAAUAAACUUAAUCAGUUUCUGGAAGAUAUUGAUGAAAAAGUCCUGGAGUGUGCCAUAUGCUUUAAGAGACUUCAAAAUCCAAAAUCCCUCAAAUGCCUGCAUAGCUUUUGCUUGGCCUGUCUGGAAGACUGGGUUAAGACGAAGGGUAAGCUGACAUGUCCAACUUGCACAAAAUCAUAUCUCAUUCCAGAGGGCGGGCUUCAGAAGCUUCCACCAAACACCUUUCUGAAUAACUUGUUAGAAACCCUUGAGCAAUAUAAACCAUUUACAGAUCACAUCAAAAAAUGUGUUUGUGGAAAAGUAGAAGAAUACUACUGUCAGGAUUGCAGACAUUGCUUGUGCUCUUCUUGUAGUGACCAUCAUAAAUUACUGCCUAUGUCAACAAAUCACAAGCUACAUACAGUGGAGGAUGUGCACUCAAUGACGCCACAAGAGUUUGCUUUGUUAAAUCCUCCGUUGUGCUUAUGUCAUUCUAAACCAUUGGAGUUGUACUGCCAAGAAUGUAAAAUUCCGAUAUGCAUUCAUUGCACAUUAAUAGAGCACAAGGGGUGGGAAGGGAAACACAAACCAAUCAGCAUAUCAGAUGCAUUCCAAACAUUUAAAGAAACUUCAGCAACAUUAGAGGAAGUUGCCCAUCGCUAUCGAAAAAAAUUACUAGAAGGCCUUGAAGCAGUUAUUCAAACGUCUAUAAAUUUAGAAAAAAGUAGAGAGACAAGUUUGCGAGAUAUUGACGGUCUUGUGCAGGAAAUGAUUAAAACAAUCAUAAAUAAUGGAGAUGCAAUGAAAAAUAAAAUACAGAUAAUCUACAUACAGAAAAAGCAAGUAAAUGAUGUCCAAAUUAAUGAAAUGAAAACAAUAAUAUCUGAAGUAAAUACAAAAUUGAGUUUUCUUAAACAGUUAUUAAAGAGUGACAAAGCAUCGGCAAUGCAAUCAAGUGAAACAGUUAUAACGGCAUUGAAGGAUAGAGUCAACAGGCUGCCCAAAACAGAGCCAAAAGAUGAUGGACAAAUUUUAUUUUUUGCAAAUAAACACCUUAUUGCUUCUUUGAAGCAACAUGACAUAGGAGAAAUAAAAACGGAAAUUAAGGCGGCAGAGUCUUUGACAUUAAAGAGAGUGGCCUCUGCAAGCCAAGCUCGAAAUAGUUUUGCAAAAGUAAUCAAAACAGAUGAAUAUGAUAAAGAUGCAAGUCAACUGAAGGCAACAUUGACACAUCCAACAGGAGAACCCAACAUCACUCAAAUUGAAGAAGAUGAAAAUGGAGAUUAUGUUGUGACAGAAAAAUGCAAAAGUCCUGGUGUUUGUAGACUUGAUGUGAGUGUUGAUUAUGAAUCAAUUAAGCAGUCACCAAUGAUAAUCAAAGGAGAGAAAAAAGGAUUAGUAAAUAGUAUUAAAUUAGGCAAAGAUACAAAUUACUACGGCCUAUUUAAGUGUGAAGAUGACUGCUUGUUUGUUUCAUGUAGUACAAAUAAGAUGUACCAGUAUAAGCAAUCAGGAGAAUAUAUUGGUAAGUUUACACUACCAAAAGGUGUGGAAAUAUUUGAAAUGUACAAAAUGAAAAAUGGUAACAUAGCAGUCAGUGACGAUGGUAACAAAUGCAUCACAAUAGUUAAGAUGAAUGGUGAGGUGAUCAAAUCAAUUGGUCUGGGAAAACUGAGGAACCCAUAUGGGAUCCAUGUAGAUGAUGCAUCAAAUGUUGUGUAUGUAGCAGAUUUUGACCAUAAAUGUGUGUUUAUGUUUGACAUUGAUAGUGGCAAGAUGAUCAGAAAGAUCUCACCAGGCAAUAAAAUAGUAAUCACUGAUGUUACGCUUACAAAUCAAGGACAUAUUCUUGCAUUAGAGAGAGAUGCUAAACAGUCUUGCAACAAUAGAUUGCAACUUUUUGAUAAUGAAGGAAGGUUCAUGAGAGUGCUUGUCAAAGGUGAUGAGCAUGGCAUUGUGGGUUUUCGAAGAGCAUUAGUUGAUGAGGAUGAAAACAUUAUAUUAGAAAGUGAUAAAAAACUACAACUUUUUAGUAGGGAUGGAAAUUUUAUCAAAAGAAUUGACAAACCAGAAGAUGGAAUAACCAAUCCAGGUGGAGUAUGCUUAAUUUCACAACACCCAAGGAGAGUUGCGGUAGCAAAUAAUGGACACGGUUACAAAACUAUAAAAAUAUAUAAUUACUGAAGUGUACUUAAAAUAUAAUCAAGAAAAAGCAAGAAUGAUGUACAAUUGGAUGUAUUAAUUGUAAAUGCAAAACUGAGUUUUCUUAAUCAGUUAUUAAAGAGUGAUGAAGCAACAGCAAUGCAAUCAAGUGUAUUGAAGAAUUAGUGAUGAGGAUGACAACAUCAUUAUAGCAAGUAAUAAUGGUGAAAACAUAAAAAAUAUAUAAUUACUAAUGUGUAUUGUAAAAUCUGUCGCUUUUUUUAUGCAAUUUUAUAUUACGUGAAAUAGCAACAGUCAAAAAUAUGUUUUAUUUUCUUUCUAGGCUUACGGUACAUGUUUUUUUUUUUUAAAUUAACCUAAAUUUUAGUUUAAGAAACAAACAAAAAUUAUCGAGCAAACAACAUAGCAAAAAAAUUAGAACACAGCUGUAGGUUUACCCAACAGAACUUUUUAGUACUGUACCUACAUGUAAUAGAAAUUGAAUAAAGACAUAAUUUUGAUUAUGUAACAAUAGCAAAAAGAGUUGAUAGUUGCGAAGGCUAUAAAAAGUAAUCAAUUGAUCGUGAAGGUAUAAAAAUGUAUUAAUGAAAGCUUGAAAAGUGAACUUUUUGAACAAGUAUUUUGGGCUACUUUAAAAAAAAAAAAAUAUUUUUGCUAAAAAAAAA